Chanos chanos (milkfish) is the source of this 1650-nucleotide messenger RNA. RefSeq names its product NXPE family member 3. NCBI's taxonomy places the organism in Eukaryota, Metazoa, Chordata, Actinopteri, Gonorynchiformes, Chanidae. The transcript has 7 exons. The record is from RefSeq and is a predicted model, not a curated record. The coding region runs from base 1 to 1650 and encodes 549 amino acids.
AUGCUGUGUCUGGGGCUGUUGUGUUUCUUGGUUGUAUGGUCACACGAGUCUGAUCAGCAGCAGAGACAUUCUCAUCCUAAGUUUUUGCAACAGCAAAACAGAGGACUGGACACCACUACAAACUCCUCGUCCCUUUUCCGAGCUGCUCCCACUGUCUCUGUGUCUGAAAUAGGGAUUAGUGUUGAGGAAUGGACAAGGAUACAGCAGACUGUGUUCUGGGAUGGACCAGACCAACCAGUUACUGCACUCUCCAUGAGCACAAGCCCUGUUCACAGCACAUUCUCCAUUCAGAACCUGAGAAAGAGUUACCGCAUAGGAGAUGAAAUAUUUGUCACUGUGAUCGCAAGAGAUUUCAAGAGCAAUACAAAACGAUAUGGGGGGGAUUUCUUCCAGGCCAAACUUUUUUCAUCCAAACAAAAGGCUAGUGUGUUUGGAGAGGUUGUGGACCACAGGAAUGGCUCAUACUCUGUGCGUUUUCUGUUGCCGUGGGUUGGCCAGGCAAAGGUGGCUGUGCGUUUAAUUCACUCAAGUGAAGCUGUGCAAGUCUUAAAACGCCAUCGGGACACUGACUCUGACCGUGUGUACUUUAGAGGAUACUUUAAAGGUUUUGAUGUAAAUGGAACAAAGCUGAGUGAGGUGGUGGAAUGUAAUGUGAAGUGGGAACACAAUGGUCUGGAAAGACUUGGAGGAGGAAACUGCUGCUGUGACUACAGAGAUGCACAAACAGGGGAGGUCUGGCGCUGCCAGAAGCCCAGAUUUCUUACCUGCAACAACCUGGUGUACCACUCCAUGGGAGGAUAUCGAAACCGCCUCACUGGCUUUGAGAGAAAGCUGAUGGGCAAAAAGCUUACAAACAGAGGUAUCCGUGGAGACAGCAGAGUGAUUACAGUCCUUCCCACCAACACAAGUAUUGGUGUGACCACAAAAUGUCACCCUGGUGUGUCUACACCAGUUCCAGCAGGGUUUUACCUGAAAAAUGUCUGGACUUCUCUGGUCUGCUCCACUCACCAUUUUAACAAUACAGAAGCCAAACAGUGUUUGAGAGACAGACACAUCUACAUUAUGGGAGACUCCACCUCCAGGCAAUGGUUUGACUAUCUCAGGACAGCAGUUCCAACACUGAAGUCUGUGAAUCUGCACAGUCAGAUGCAGGCUGGGCCACUGAUGGCUGUUGACUUAGACAACAAUAUUGACUUACACUGGAGAGCCCACGGUCCACCUCUGCGCAGUCGGAAAUCUCCAGUGGCUGACCUGCACUACAUCAGCAAUGAAAUAGAUGGUCUAGCAGGAGGGCCACGCAUGGUCAUCGUGUUUAAUGUGGGCCCUCACUUCACUACGUACCCGCUGGCAUUCUUCACCAGAAGAGUGGCAAGGAUCCGCGCGGCCGUCCUUGCCCUGCUCACGCGAGCACCAGACACUACAGUCAUCAUUAAAACUGUCAACACCGGUUACAAGGAUGUGUUUGGCAGUGAUUGGUACGCUCUGCAGUUGGACAGGAUCCUGAGGGAGAUCUUUCAGGGUGUCCCUGUUUUCAUUUUGGAUGUUUGGCAGAUGACAGCCUGUCACUACAACAAAGAAAACAUCCACCCAGCACCUUUAAUCAUUAAAAACGAGAUGGAUAUUUUUCUGUCCUUUCUUUGUCCUGUCUAG